CGGAAGCGGUCACGGGUCCCCUUGGCAACGAGUGAGCGGCAUGAUAGCCUAACAUGCUACAGCUAUAACUUGCUAGCUUACCCAAACGGGAUUAACAGUCACCGCCUCGUGUAUAUUAAUAAUAGUAUAAACCGCCUUCAAACAUCAUCACAGUCUCUGCAAUGAUGAGUCGGACACCUGAUGCGAGAGCGAGGGAUAACCAGACCAAGCAGAUCCAGGAGAACCUCUCCAACGUGGAGAAGCACUUCGGGGACAUGUGCCAGCUGUUCGCCGCCUACGUCCGUAAGACGGCCCGACUGAGGGACAAGGCCGACCUGUUGGUGAGGGAGAUCAACGUGUACGCCGAGACCGAGACCCCCAACCUCAAGAGGGGAAUGAAGCAUUUUGCAGACCAACUGGCCAAGAUUGAAGACUAUCGUCAAGCUGAGGUGGAAAGGCUUGAAGCCAAAGUCGUAGAGCCUCUGAAGAGUUACGGGGCUGUGGUGAAACGUAAAAGGGAAGACCUGAAGACCACCCAGAGUGCUAGAGACCGUGAGUCCAAACAGAUGGCCCAGCUGGAGAGGACGAGGCAGAGGAACCCCUCAGACAGACAGAUCAUUUCACAGGCCGAGAGCGAGCUCCAGAGGGCCACCAUGGACGCCACUCGCACCACCCGACAGCUGGAAGAAACCAUAGACGAGUUUGAGAAGCAAAAGAUUCGAGACAUCAAGAAGAUCUUUGGUGAGUUUGUAACGGUUGAGAUGUCGUUCCACGCCAAGGCCUUGGAGGUGUACACCGCUGCCUACCAGAGCAUCCAGAGUGUCGAUGAGGAUGAGGACCUAGAGGUGUUCAGGAGCCUGCUGCAUCCUCCAGACCACCUGUCCCGCUUAGAGAUAGUGGCAGCUCACUCCAAGGGUUCGCUCGACCGCACCGGCUCUUCCAUGAGCCGGUCAGGGACCCUGCAGCAAACCACCAUGAGUCGUCUGAGGAGAAGAGACGACGACGAGGAUGAUGACGAUGAAGAGGAGUCGGAGGAGGAAGAUGAAGAUGAAGAUGUGACAGAUGAUUAAAAUUAAAGCCGCCUUGCUUUGGUCGAGAGAAAGGCAUGCCUACUUGCAAUGUGUUUCUUUUUUAUUAACAGUGUCGGUGUCAAAAAUCAAGUGUUUAAAAGUGUUUCUUUUUUAUUAACGGUGUCAGUGUCAAAUGUCCAGUGUUUAAAAGAGUAAGCUAGCAUAGGAUGAGUGGGCAGUGUUUGAUAUUUGAUAAUUACUGCUUUAGUCUGGCAGAUUGUGAGCCAUCAUGAAAAGCCUUUUUAAAAAUGCCAUUCAAGUAUUCAACCCCCUUUCAGCGUUGCCAGAUUGGGCCAGAUUGGUCGGAAAUCUGUCCCAAUCUUGCAACACUGCUCCCCAUCACUUUUUGUUAUCUACAUACGAAAUUGCCAAGAGUAUACAAGUAUAUAUUUGUUACGUAUUGUUUGAAUACCCCAGUGUAAUAUAAUACACUGGACAAAUGUUUAUUAAUUAGUUUAUUAAUUAAUAAUAAAAACAGGCCAUAUCUA
Gadus morhua (Atlantic cod) is the source of this 1537-nucleotide messenger RNA. RefSeq names its product CBY1 interacting BAR domain containing 1 (gene cibar1). The coding region runs from base 162 to 1049 and encodes 295 amino acids. Gene Ontology annotation, cellular component: ciliary transition zone; ciliary basal body. The transcript is spliced from 9 exons. The record is from RefSeq and is a predicted model, not a curated record. Lineage: Eukaryota; Metazoa; Chordata; Actinopteri; Gadiformes; Gadidae. Gene Ontology annotation, biological process: cilium assembly.